GCGACCAGGAACUUCUGUGCGAAAGUGGCGAAUCUCGGCGUCUGCAGUUGGGGGUAUCAAGCGACCUUUGGCUUUUGGAAGAUAUAUCAGUUUCUGACUGCUGGGGACAAUUGUGUAGAACCAAUGCAACAUCGUCCAGAAUAAGAAGGGACAAUGCGCUAUCAGAGGAAGUUACAGAUCGCAGCUUCGGUUUGUUUAUUUUUUGUGAGCUGUUUCCGUUUCUCUGCGGCGGAGAGCUCGAUGGCGGACCCUCCACCACCACAUAGGCCUUGCUCUACAUUUUCUCAGAAAUCCUGUGAAGAAUGCUUAAAGAAUGUUUCGUGCCUGUGGUGCUACACCAACAAUACCUGCUUAGAUUACCCUGUCAAAAAUCUACUUCCUCCCGCGUCAUUGUGCAGCCUGUCUCAGGCUCGAUGGGGGGUGUGCUGGGUGAAUUUUGAAGCCCUCAUUAUUGCCAUGGCUGUGGUGGGUGGAACCAUUUUGUUAAGUAUUACUGUCUGCUGCUGCUGGUGUUGCUGCAGGACUAGCUCUUCAGGGUUGGACAGAGAUGAGGAAAGAUUGUCCCGAAGGCGGGAGGAAAUCCGGCAGCGCUCCGAAGAGCGGAAGGCAGAAAGAAAAUCUAGGCAUGAUGAAAUCCGUAAAAAGUAUGGGCUUGUUCCUGACUCUGACCACCCAUACAGCCGGUUUGAAAACGAGUGAAGUAUACAGCAUUCAAGGUGCAUUGCUUUGCAGGAAGGGGGGGCAUUGGCAAAUGUUUCUGUGGCUGUUUUCUUUGUUACAUGACUUAUCCUCUGUGUUACUGCAUAUUGUACUAGUAGUUAUAUCAUUUCCAAGAGAUUGCUAGAGUUACGAUCUGUUUAUUUCUUGUUAUGAUCUAAGUGUAUUUUCAUGUGCAUUUGAAAACACAAUCACUUUUUUUUCUGACUGCACUGCUGAAAACCAUUGCUAAUCUAAAAUUAAGAAUCGGUAAAGUUAACGAGAUAAUACAGUACUCACUAUUUACAGUGCGUGUAUUUUUAAGCCCCACAGAAUGAGUUAAAAGUUUUGCUUAUGAACAUUUUGAAUUUAGGUUCUCGAAAAAUUUCAUUUUGACAUCCUGUUAGCUCCUUGUUUUGUUUUAUUUUUUGUUCUGUAAAUGAAUCGCUUGUUGUGUCAAUGUAAGAUAAUGCUGUAUAAACCUGGGCUGAAAAAAUUGAUUUCUAAUAAAGGUUCUUUUUUCACUACAUAAAAA
Molecule: messenger RNA, 1231 nt
Organism: Lepisosteus oculatus (spotted gar)
Lineage: Eukaryota; Metazoa; Chordata; Actinopteri; Semionotiformes; Lepisosteidae
Product: pituitary tumor-transforming gene 1 protein-interacting protein
Biological process (GO): protein import into nucleus
Cellular component (GO): nucleus; cytoplasm
Source: RefSeq, a predicted model, not a curated record